AUGUUCAGCUCCAUCUCCAGAAUCCUCGCUGGACAGUCGCCUCCCAAGAGCUCGUACCCAGGACCCGCGAGACCCGAUUACGAAGACACAACCGACAGAAUCUUCCCUUCCACCGCGCCCGCCGAGUAUCCCGAUGGGAUCGAGGAUCAUCACUUGACGGAUAUGGCUGCGCAACACUGGGGCCAAGACUCCAUCAUGGGUUCACCCAUUGCCCCGGACGUCGACGAAGGCCCCGACGAGAUUCCUGAUGGCAUCACCGACUACGUCGACCCCUUUUCUUCCAUGCAGCCUUUCUCCACCCAGCCCUUGUCCGACGAAGAGGAAGCAGCUCCCGCCCAACUAUCGAGCGAGUACGACGACGAGAAGAAGAAGAAAAAGAAAGGAAAAAAGGGAACGGAUGUGGACGAGAACAAGACCCACAGUAAGAAAGCGAAAAACAAGACGAGGUCGGCCGACUUUGAACAGUCUGGGCAGGCCCUUCCAACUCCCACCACGAGCAACGAAGAGAAUGCUUCCGCCAGUCAGAAGAAGAAAAAGCGUAAGCGUGAACCGAUGAACUCAACCGAGUCGAGCGAAGCACACGAUUCCGCCCGAAAGAAGAAGAGAAAGAACCGCACCACCUUGCAUGACAUCGAGGACGUCGACGUGGAACACUUGCCCGAGGGUACUGUAUCUGAUUCACCUAUCACCUCCGUCAGAGAUGACGCCGAAGACGCAAGCCCUGCCCGCAAGCGCAAUCCUGCUCUGGACUCAAUCUUGAAAUCCGACCCCCAGCGAUCGUACCUUGGGGGAGUCUCAAAACAGCUUUUCGACCAACCUUCCGACACUCCUGCUAUCGAUGCAAAGGACGACGAGACCCCCGUUUCCCUGUCGUCCCCGAGUGUCGCUGCGCAGAGAAGGAGGAGCAUGUCACGGGGCUCCCAGAUUUCUGUCUUGAGGCAGAGCUUGGCUCGAGAGGUCGCAUCCCAGCCUGAUCGAAUUUCAGAAGCGGCCGAAUCUGCAGAUGAGGCAAUGGAUGAGAAUGAAGGGAGCGCAUUGGACCCUGAGGAGUCGUCAGACGCACUGCAGCAUUCAGCGUCUGCCAGCCAACAGGAUCACGACGAAACCGACGGACAAGGCAAUGGAAGCGACGAGGACGCCGACAUGGCCGACGUUUCGAACGGAGCCGUUGCCAACAACCUACCGCCGUCCUCUCAGCCGCCUAGGAAAGAUGUUUCAAACUCGAUUGUCGAUGACGAGCUGGCCGUUGAAGAGCCACAACUACCCAUCAGAACUUUUCGUGAUGCCUUGAACAACUCGGCUAAGAAGCAAGCCGCCCACGCCAAAAUGGCUAUCUCUGAGCGUGAGAAGCCUGUAGCCACGCCCAGAGCUUCUCGUCGUCGGAACGUCGAGGAUGACGCAUACAACUCUGACACUGGUAACGUUCCAAGUUCGGCCCAAAAAUCGGCUCGCUCCACAGCAUCCAAAAGACAGCGACCGAAGCCAGACUUCUUUGAGCAUGCGCCCAAAAGCCGAUUCACUGUUGAAAACCAGGAGGCUGAAGCGAAUCUUGACGUCGACGAUGCGCAAAACGCCAAGGAAAACCUAGCCGCUCUAUCCGAGCUCCCUUCUGCUGAGGCAACGGAGCCUCGGAAGAAACAGAAGAAGAGUCGAAAGCCGGCAACAGCUCGCGCAUCAACCGCAGCCCACCUUGCUACGCCCAAGACGAAUGCUACCAAGAGGACUGCAUCCCAGAAAGCAGCAGCCCCUCACCCAGAUUCAGAACAGUUCCUCACGGGACAGUUCUCUGUCGACGAGAUGCGAAUGCUCUCGGAGGCUGUCGAAAAAUAUCGCGACGAACACGGAUUGUCACAAAAAGAGAUGAACGAUCGUAUCCAAAUGAAGAACCGCAAAAAAGCUGAGAAGUCAAACAGGGCUAAGGGUCUCGAGUUUGACAGUCAACAGUUCCAGGACAUGUGGGCCGCUAUCUGUGCCGGUGUUCCCAAUAGGCGCCGUCAAAAGAUCAUCGACGUCGCUCGUCAAGAAUUUCACAACUUCAAGGCACGCGGAGGAGGAUGGACGACACAGGAAGACGCCAGACUGGAGGAGCUUCACACUAAGCAUGAGGGCUCCUGGGUCAAAAUUGCCGAUGAAAUGAACCGCCAUCCCAACGACGUUCGAGACCGCUAUCGCAACUAUGUCAUCUGCGGCGGCAUUGAGACUCGCAUGAAAUGGACCGAAGAAGAGGAACGAGAGUUAGUUGAGCAUGUCGUUGCCUCGCUGAGACGGAUUGACAGGUCGCCUGGAAACAGUCGGAAGUCGCCAUUGUCUCUUCUCAACUGGCAGAGCAUCAGCGAGCUAAUGGGCCAUCGGCGCAGCCGUCUGCAAUGCGCGAAGAAGUUCAAGACGCUCAACGUGGAACUGAGCCCUACAGAAGUUCUGCGGUGCUCACGACCCUCAUCAACGGUUACCUGGACACUGGAGAAGGCUCGUAAGCAGAUUCGGGAGAUGCCACCCGAAGACAAGUACGAAAUGGUCAACGCCAUCCUUGCCGGGGCCGCCCGCAGCGACCGAGAUAUCAGGUGGGCGAAGCUUGUCGACUUGCAGUUCCGCCAAAAAUGGCCUAAGCCGACUCUCAAGUUACUGUGGCAUCGUCUGAAGCGGCAGGUUCCCGACUACGAGGAGAAGACGGUCAGAGACUGCAGCCGCUGGCUACUGGAAGAUGCCGAAGCAAACGGCCUACGAGGCGUCAAAUUCCUCGAUGGCGGACACGCAGACGGCGACUCAGAAGAUGAAUUGAUGGUUGUCAACCCUCCCAAGAAGCAGCAGGGCCCUAGUCGACGAGGCAAGAAACGCAAGGACCGCAGCGAGGAAAUGGUGGUUGAUUCCGACAGUGCGGAGGAUGACGAAACCCGACUGGCGAACACCGAUUCUCCUUCCGCACAACAGCAGCCAUCUUCGGCGGCAUCGCAUCGAUCCACCCCGCGCCUGGCGUAUGCCCCAGAGAGUACCCCCCGCGCGACUCCUCGGAAUUUGCGUCCCGCAACAACCCGGGACCGAACUAGACUGGCACCUAGUGAGUCGGAAGGAGUUAAGCCCAGCCCGGCUAAGAAGCGGGUCAGGCUCUCUGGGAGCAGGUCAGCGCGGCAGCAUUCGUUGGAGGAAGAGGGCGCUCCGUCAGAACCCAUGACCUCUCAGUAUGCGGUCAAGGACAUACCCGAUAGACUCAAGGAGAAGAAAGAAGCAACCAGGCGACGGAUAUCGUCGGGCAGCCGACUUCGCUCUACGGCGUCACUUCAGCCUGAGUCCGUUCAAAAUAGCGACAUGGAUGAAGACAUGCCGCCGAUUCACGUACCACCAUCGACGCAGCCGCCAAGCCGCCAGAGCUAUAUUUUCAAUGUCCCACCAGGCACCUGGGCCAGGAAGACAGGAAACAACAUCCUGCCUGGCUUACCUGUUGAAGAGGGAGCAGAGAAGUCAAUGUCGGACUUGGAGGCUUCCAGUGGUGAGACGCCUGAGGUGGAGAAUAACACACCAGUGGAUGUGGCAGCGUCUGUGGCGAUCACCAAACCACACGAGAAGAAGGACAGACGCAUGAAGACGCGAGUGGCCAAGUCCCCAACUUAG
Colletotrichum higginsianum IMI 349063 is the source of this 3606-nucleotide messenger RNA. Its product is annotated as Myb-like DNA-binding domain-containing protein. Bases 1 to 3606 code for a protein of 1201 amino acids. Gene Ontology annotation, molecular function: transcription cis-regulatory region binding; DNA-binding transcription factor activity. The transcript has a single exon. Gene Ontology annotation, cellular component: nucleus. The record is from RefSeq and is a predicted model, not a curated record. Lineage: Eukaryota; Fungi; Ascomycota; Sordariomycetes; Glomerellales; Glomerellaceae. Gene Ontology annotation, biological process: regulation of DNA-templated transcription.